GUAAUGCAGAGCCGUCCGUUAUCAAACGGCAUCGCGUGACAGCUGGUGUAAAAUAGUGUUGCUAGCGAAGCAGGGCGGUUAGCAUGAUAGCUACGCAGCAUCUAUUCCUAACGACCAGCUCUACCCGAACCGGUUGUGACUAAAGGAGACGAGAUGCCUCCUAAAGCCAAGGUGGCAGGGAAAGGCAGAGCCCCGGCGAAGAGGAAGCUGGCAGAGGAGUUUCCACCUGGAGAGAUCCUGACGGACACUGGGAAGAAAGCCUGGAAGUUGGGGGUUCCCAUCGGCCAGGGGGGGUUCGGCCUCAUAUAUCUGGCUGAGGAGAAUUCUGCAAAACCUGUGGGUCCAGAUGCUCGCUAUGUCAUCAAAGUGGAGCCCAGUGAGAAUGGACCACUGUUUUGUGAGCUUGCAUUUUACAUGAGAGCUGCGAAGCCUGAUCUCAUUCAGAGCUGGAUGAAGUCUCACAAGAUGAAGGUCCUGGGUGUUCCCAGAUACUGGGGCUCAGGUCUGCAUGAGAGAGGAGGGAAAAAGUACCGGUUCAUGGUUAUUGAUCGGCUUGGCACAGACCUGCAAAAGAAGUUUGAAACAUGUGGAAAGAGAUUCCCCAGGAAACUGGUCCUGCAGCUCGGUCUUCGACUGCUGGAUAUUCUCGAGUACAUCCACGACCAUGAGUACGUACAUGCUGACAUUAAGGCAUCUAACCUCAUGCUGAGCAACAGUGAUCCAAACCAGGUCUACUUAGUAGAUUAUGGCCUGGCGUACAGGUACGCACCCGACGGUGUCCUAAAAGAGUAUAAGGAAGAUCCGAAGAGAUGUCACAAUGGUACCAUUGAAUUCACAAGCAUCGAUGCCCACAAAGGAGCAUAUGCAUGUAGGCGGAGCGAUUUGGAGAUCCUGAGCUACUGCAUGGUCCAAUGGCUGUGUGGGCGGCUGCCCUGGGAGGACAACCUGCAGGAUCCCUCAUAUGUCAGAGACUCCAAAAUCAGGAGUCGAGAAAACAUCUCUGAGUUUAUGAACAAGUGUUUCUCCUCUCAAGACAAGCCAGAUGAGAUCAAGAGGUUCAUGGAAGAAGUUAAAUCUAUGGGGUACCAAGACAAACCUCCAUACGAGAAGUUGCGCUCCAUUCUCCAGGCGGGACUGAAGACCAUCCAGGCUAAAGACGACAACAAGCUGGAGUUCACACCUGUCAGUGGAGCAGCUGCAUCUCCUGCCAAGAAAGCAACCAAGAGAAAGAAACCAGCAACAGUAGAAGUGGACGAGAGUGAGACUGAUGCAAGUCCCGCCAAGACAAAGAAAAAAGUAAUGAAUGGAGCGAAGAAAAGCCCCAAAAAGACCACUAGAACCAAGAAAGUCCCCAGCACAAGAAAAAAGGCUGAACCUAAAGCAGAACUGGAGGAGAUGGAAACACCGAUGCAACCUAUACCCACCCAGAAAUCCAGAGGCAGAAAGAAGAUAACCAACAUGUAAACAGUCACCUCCUUCUACAUUCGUAAAAAAAUGUUCUUUAAGUUUUAUAUGAUUUGAUUAUGUUUAUUUGUAAUAAAGAGGAAAUUAAGUGGAUACCUUCUUGUUUGUAAUUGAAGACUUUGAACUUUUUUGAGUGAGCCCAUAGCUCCAUUAGUGAUUUGUUGUCUUUAUGCAAUAAACGGCUUCUACUGAGUCCA
Messenger RNA from Mugil cephalus (flathead mullet), 1661 nucleotides. It is a transcript of the gene vrk1, whose product is annotated as VRK serine/threonine kinase 1. The coding region runs from base 154 to 1464 and encodes 436 amino acids. Gene Ontology annotation, cellular component: nucleus; cytoplasm. The transcript is spliced from 13 exons. Gene Ontology annotation, biological process: signal transduction; peptidyl-serine phosphorylation. The record is from RefSeq and is a predicted model, not a curated record. NCBI's taxonomy places the organism in Eukaryota, Metazoa, Chordata, Actinopteri, Mugiliformes, Mugilidae. Gene Ontology annotation, molecular function: protein serine/threonine kinase activity; ATP binding.